Messenger RNA from Malaya genurostris, 6344 nucleotides. It is a transcript of the gene garz, whose product is annotated as Golgi-specific brefeldin A-resistance guanine nucleotide exchange factor 1. The record is from RefSeq and is a predicted model, not a curated record. The transcript has 10 exons. Gene Ontology annotation, molecular function: guanyl-nucleotide exchange factor activity. Bases 138 to 5825 code for a protein of 1895 amino acids. Gene Ontology annotation, biological process: regulation of ARF protein signal transduction. Lineage: Eukaryota; Metazoa; Arthropoda; Insecta; Diptera; Culicidae.
AAAAAAGGUAAACGUCACUGCUGUGAGUUGGAAGUAUGCUAGUGAAAAAUUUAUUUGCUACUUGAAAAUUUUUAAAUUAUUUACCUUCCGAGUUUUUCGUGCGUCGAGAAUCUAGCAGCAGAAGCAUCUAGAUCGAGAUGUCGCCGCCGGGUAACGGGAUAUUUGUCGUUCGGGGUGAAAUGUCCACCCUGACGACUGCGAUGCGACGUGGCUCACGGUGGAGCUCCAAUUCUUAUCAGGAUGAUGAAAAAGAUGUAUUGCUUAAAAACUUCCAUGAAUUAAAAGAAAGGCUAUUACAAGUAGAAGAUUUACGUUUGAUUGAACCAGGUGUUUUUCUAGGACCAUUUCUCGAAGUGAUUCGUUCGGAAGAAACAACGGGACCUGUUACGAGUUUGGCUCUUUCGGCUGUCAACAAAUUCCUGUCUUACGGACUGAUAGAUCCUACCCAUUCCACACUGGCAGCUACUGUGGAGAGUAUUGCAGAUGCAGUGACACACGCCCGUUUCGUGGGUACCGAUCAAACAUCCGACGGGGUGGUGUUGAUGAAAAUCGUACAUGUUUUGCGCACUCUAGUGUUAAGUCCGGAGGGUAGUGCUCUUUCCAAUGAAAGUGUCUGUGACAUAAUUCUAAGCUGUUUUCGAUUGUGUUUCGAGCAACGCUUAAACGAAUUGGUGCGAAAAACAGCGGAAAAUGCAUUGCGAGAUAUUGUUCUGUUGUUGUUUAUGAGAUUGCCACAAUUUGUGGAAGGAGGUCAUUUCAACCUGAAAUCACUAAAGAUGCGCUCCAGCUCGAUGGAUCAGUCUAGUAAAAAACGCAAAAGCAGUAAAGCAGAUUUGAGGCCUUUGACGGUGAAUCCUAAAAUUGUGACAAGCGAGGAGAACAGUUUGAAUGAGCCAGAACCAACAACUCCUGUUGUGAAUAAUGCCCCAAAAGGAUUAAAACCUCCGCCACUAUCAACUACCCCAGCGACACCAGCUGGACCGAUUGUAGACAUGCAAGGGACAAUAUCCCAAACACCUAAAAGUAGUCAGGAACCGAAGCAGCACCCAAUCAUCGAAGAAACAGAUUCUCAAACUCGUCUAGAGUCGCUUCAGGAAGUUCCACCUCUAGAAUCAGUCGAGACUCCGGCACCUGCCUUGGUCGAUGCGGUAGGUGUUUGUUUUGCCCAUCAACAGGAUGAAGAGAAUGUUGGCCAAUCCCCGCAUCUGCCUUACGGAUUGCCAUGUAUUCGCGAACUAUUUCGCUUUCUAAUCUCCCUUUGCAAUCCGUUGGACAAGCAAAACACCGACGUCAUGAUCCACAUGGGCCUAACGCUACUGACCGUAACAUUUGAGGUUGGUGCAGAUAGUAUCGGAAAGUACGAUUCCUUGCUAACUAUCGUAAGAGACGAUUUGUGCAAGAAUCUGUUUGCACUAUUAGCUACGGAACGAAUUUCCAUUUUUGCUGCCGAUUUGCAGCUUUGCUUUCUGCUGUUCGAAGCGUUACGCUCGCAGCUCAAGUUUCAACUUGAGUAUUAUCUCACGAAACUAGCAGAUCUGGUUGUCAAUGAAAAUCCCCGGAUUCUAUACGAAGCCCGUGAACUUGCUCUCGAUAAUCUCCUGCAACUGUGGCGCAUACCAGGUUUCGCGGCGGAACUCUACAUAAACUACGACUGUGACCUUUACUGUUCCAAUCUAUUCGAAGACUUGACCAAGUUGCUUUCUAAAAACACUCUCUCGGCAACGCACUCAAUCUAUAGUGUUCACACGCUCUCCCUGGACGCUCUGCUGACGAUUAUCAGUGCAAUCGAACGAAAUUGUGUUCAGGCAAAAAAUGGCGAAAAUCCCACUUACAUGCGGCAUUCAAGAAACGGUUCAAGUGUAGAACGAAUAGUGCUGGAAUCCAGUCAGCUACUGGACCAAAGUGUUCUCAGUCCCCAAGAUCCGGAUGUCAGUGAUGUAGUUGUGGAAAACAUUAAUAAAUAUCUAAAAUCUAGUCAAAAUGAGGAUCGAUUGCGUCAGAUUGUUAGUCAGGAAUCCGCCGCAGAUGGCACCGCAUUGAACCACGAAGAAUUGGCAGCUAUCAAGAAAAAGAAAAGGCUCCUUACUCAAGGAACGGAUCUGUUCAACCAACGGCCAGAAAAGGGAAUACAGUUCUUGCAGGAGAAUGGAAUCCUGAACAGCACACUGGAUCCCCUGGAAAUAGCUCACUUUUUGAGGGAAAAUUCCGGUCUGGAUAAGAAAAUGAUUGGCGAGUACAUAAGCAAAAAGAAAAAUGUGGAAAGUAAGAUUCUGGAGAUUUUCGUCAAGUCGUUCGAUUUUGCCGGAUUGACCAUUGAUCAGGCGUUAAGGCUGUAUCUGGAAACGUUUCGUUUGCCGGGGGAAGCUCCGUUAAUAUUUUUAGUGAUGGAGCAUUUCGCGGAUCACUGGCAUAGUUGCAACAAUGAACCGUUCGCAAACACGGAUGCUGCAUUCAGACUCGCGUAUGCAAUCAUUAUGCUGAAUAUGGACCAGCACAACUACAAUGCAAAACGUUUGAAUGUACCGAUGACAGUGGAUGACUUUUUGAAAAAUCUUCGAGGGCUGAACGGCAAUUCCGACUUCGACCAGGAAAUGCUUAUCAACGUUUAUCACUCAAUCAGAAACGAAGAAAUUGUCAUGCCAGCCGAGCAGACGGGAGUCGUUCGCGAGAACUAUCUGUGGAAGGUUUUGCUGCGUCGCGGUGCCACCAAAGAUGGUUUGUUUCGACACGUUUUCGGUCCAAAUCACGAUCGCGAACUGUUCCGCAUUAUCCAAGGCUCGACGCUAGCAGCACUUAGUUUCAUAUUCGAUAAAAGUCCCGAUAAUACCGCGCUCUAUCAGAAAGCGAUGAACGGUUUCGUCAAAUCGGCAGUUAUCGCAUCGCAUUACAGUUUGCACGGGGAUUUCGACGCCCUGGUGUUGACGCUUUGUAAGUUCACCUCCUUGUUGAAUCCUCCAAUCGACGUACAUGAAAUCACGACCAACGUUCUGUUCGGGCAGAAUGCGAAGGCUCAACUGGCAAUGAAAACUGUUUUCGCUUUAAUACACGAUCAUGGUGACUGCAUGCGGGAAGGAUGGAAGCAUAUCGUGGAUGUCGUUCUCCAGCUGUUUAGACUCAAGCUUCUGUCGAAAAGUUUGAUGGAAGCGGAAGAUUUUUGCGAAGCCGGUGGUAAAGUUGUUCUGGUUCGGGAUCAAAAUCAGCUACCCAAAUCUGAUGCCGGUUUAUUGAGCAGUUUGUACUCGUAUCUAAGCAACGACAGCCAAAGACAACCGUCGUACGAAGAGCAGGAGAUAAUCAAACUGUCGAAACGUUGCAUCAAAGAGUGUCAAAUCGAUCAGAUCGUGAAUGAAUCGAAAUUUCUGCAGUUCGAAUCAUUGGUCGAGCUUGUAAAUUGCCUUCUGGGAAUGACCAGAGCUCCCGAGAGCCAUAAAUCGGUUGGAUUGCCGUACGCUGAAAAUACGAUUGUGUUCUUGCUGGAACUGCUGGUAAAAAUUUUGAUUCAAAACAGAGACCGCUUGCUUCCGGUCUGGAAACCAUGUCAGGACCAACUGUACUUGUUGCUGAUUGGUGCAUCUUCCUGUGAUCAUACGUAUCUGCUUCAACGAACGACUGUUGCUUUGCUGAAGUUAGCCAUUUAUUUAAUGCGAAAUGAGGAAAUUUGUUCGACAAUUCUUCAGAGCCUCAGAAUGUUGCUAAUGCUGAAACCGGCAAUUAUUCUAUCGAUUUCGAAACAAAUUUCAAUCGGUAUGUAUGAGCUGCUGAAGACUAGUGCCCAGAACAUCCAUUCGGAAUCUGAAUGGAUCAUUGUUUUCACCAUUCUCGAGUGCGUUGGGGCUGGAGCGGUGCCACCGGAUUACGACGAAGCUCCGACCAUAUCCGGCACGAAGUCUGAUGGUGCUCUUAGCAGCGAAGAAGAUUCUGGGCUACCGGACAGAGGUUACAUAUCGGAUUCUGAGCUAAAUGCGAUAAAAAAUGGACAUUCCUCAAAUUCUUACACACCACUGAUCAGUCCGACCGGAGAUAACUGGAUCCUGGUGAACAAGGAUGCGGAUAUAGUAUCGUCACGAUCAUCCUCCCCGAAACACUCCAUUCAAUACCGGUGUAAACUACUGGAACAUUCCCCGUUUGCCCUGGUCAAGUGCUGGGAAAGUUUAGCUUUCAUUGUCCGGAAUGUGGCCCACAUUACACCGUACAAUUUCGAAAGCUGUGUUCGCUGUAUUCGUACGUUUGUGGAAGCAUCGAUGAACGAUGGCAAAGAGAAACGACGAAGACAUCGGCGGGCCGGUAGUGGUAAAAAUUCCCGCAAUAGAAAUCGUAAAAAUGACAGCAGUGACAGUGAAUCGGAGGAGCUUCCCGAGGCCUACGAAUCAAUAUCGAUCCAACUUUUGGACUUGAUGCACACAUUGCAUACCCGAACAGCGCAAAUUUUCCGCUGGUGGGCCGAAGAAGGAGGUUCACUGCCACAAUGUUCAGCACUUUGGUCCCAGGGUUGGUGUCCUCUUCUGCAGGGCAUUGCUCGGCUUGCAACCGAUCAGCGGCGUCAGGUCCGAACUAGUGCAAUCACUUGCCUGCAGCGAGCUUUGUUAGUACAAGAUUUACAAACUCUGACCGGAUUAGAAUGGGCUGGUUGUUUCAAACAAGUUCUCUUUCCGCUACUGUCGGAACUGUUGAGCGAGAAACCUUCCAAACCAAUCGAUGUAGGUCUUCUGGAAGAGUCACGAAUGCGAACAGCGACCAUAAUGUCGAAAGUUUUUCUCCAUCACCUAACGCCACUGAUUGCCCUGGCCGGUUUCACCGAGCUCUGGUUGGAGAUUCUGGAUUACUUCGAACGUUUCAUGAAAAUCGGUUCCGAUAUGCUGUAUGAAGCUGUGCUGGAAAGUCUGAAAAAUAUGCUGCUGGUGAUGCAUUCGGUGUGUGUCUUUCACAACAGCGAUGGUAUCACUCAUUCCGCUCUGUGGGAUGUUACGUGGCAACGCAUUUCGGGAUUUUUGCCGCAUCUGAAAGACGAACUGUUCAAAAACGAUGCAACCAAUAUAAAUGCUCACAGUCCGAAAUUGGUUCCAUCUUCUCCGGUUCCACCACAAUCACUCGUUGAACCGAUUAACCGAUCGCAAUCAAACCCUAUUCAGCAAAAUCCACAAAUUGUACCUACAGACGCUAUCCGUGUGCCAACAGGAGGAACUAACAAUCUACUAAUCAGCAACACAAACACUAUGAGUCCAUCGCCAAUUGUACCCCAAGUCCCAUUAGAUGCACCUUUUCUAGCGACCCAGGCGGAUACUUCCCGAACGUCCGUAUCAACCCCAACCCAUACUCUGGAACCACAAGUAACAAACAACCAGUCAUCGGAUAUAAAUCGCUAUUCUAAUAUAAUCGAAUUGCCGAUGACGCCAUCUCCACCACCGAUGGCGCCGACACAAACAAAUGAAUUGGAACUGGAGUUUCAGCAAAGUGCUUCAGAAGUUACACCGAAUUUACCGGUUCCCAUCAGCCACCUUCUAGCACACAAUCAGUAUCCAUCCUUGCAAAAUGUUCCGAUCGGGAUUGCUCAAAGCUACGCGCCAAUGUUUGUUCAACCGGUACCGGCCAAUACCGAUGGGUCGGAUAUCUACAGCGAUUACAUCAACGAUCCGUACAAUCUAACACUGCAAAUCGAUCAAAGUCCGAACCCCGCCAGUACAGAUCAGCAAUCAGUGGAACCAGAACAGCAACAGCUGCAGCCAAUGACGGAAACUGUAUUCCAAUCGGCAAACUACUUCAGCACGAUUCAGUUUGGCUCCGGUCGAAUACCACCAGGUUCGGAAAUUUUGUUUGGUGAACCCUAAAACCCCUCACAGGAGGAAUCCGGUUCUAACAAAAAAAUUCUCUUCUCUUUUCUCUUCACAUUCCUUGCAUGCUUUCACGGAACGGGAUUGGAUUUGAUUAGUAGAAACUGACGAUGGUUAGGAAAUUAUUCUGUAUACCCUUUUCUCAUGCUGGUAUGAGUUGUUUAAGGGAAAUAGCAAAGUUAGGUAAAAAUGAUAGAAACGACCCUAUUCACAAUAGACAUUUUAAUGUCAAACAAUUGUAUUAUCUAAAGUAACACGAUUGAACUGUUAAUAAACUAUGAAAUGCUUAUAUAUUACUAUACACAACUGUGAAACAAACGAAACCGUAAAUGUUUGGCUAAACCGCAAUUACAAGGAGAUCCAGAGCAUAUAGGGUAGUAUUACUUUUUGUUAAUCUUUUUUAAGUUCUGUUCACGAAAGUUGUUUUACUAUAGUUUUAUUCGGUAAAAAAGAUAAAUAUACACAAAUACACACAAAAAGAGAAACUUGCAGUAGUAAUGAACCUACCAAAAAUUA